GGGGACGGUUUGCUGCGGGCGGCGGCGCGAGCCAUGGAAUUCAAAUUCGACUUCCCGCUGGGCUGCAGCCCCGAGGCACGAGGGAGCCCCGAGACCGGCGACCGCCCGGAGCCAGCGGUUGCCCAGCGACCGCUCCGGGAGCACGUUGCCGGCGAGCUCGCGGGGCUCGGCGCGCUGCUGGACAGGGGGGCGGUGUCGGUGCUGAAGGCCGGGGGUCUGCGGAUUAGACACAUCGAGCCGUCGGCCUUGUUGCUGGGCGGGAGAGUGGAGGGUGAGGGGUCAGGUCCCAAAGACGAGGCUGAAGGGCUGGGGUCCAAAGGCAAUGUUGAGGGGUUAGGGCCCAAUGGUGAAGUUGUGGGGUCUGGGCCCGAUGGUGAAAGGUCUGGGCCCGCUGGUGAAGGGUCGGGGCCCGCUGGUGAAGGGUCGGGGCCCGAUGGUGAAAGGUCUGGGCCCGAUGGUGAAAGGUCUGGGCCCGAUGGCGAAGGGUCUGGGCCCGCUGGUGAAGGGUCGGGGCCCGCUGGUGAAGGGUCUGGGCCCGCUGGUGAAGGGUCGGAAUCCCGGCCAGAGAAGGAAAGGCUCUCCUGGGAUCUGUUAUCACACUCUGAUCUGCUGCCUGGCGUAUAUGAGGGAGGCCUGAAGAUCUGGGAGUGUACUGUGGACCUGGUUGAGUACAUGGCUGGGAUUGAUCUACAGGGCCUAAAGGUUCUCGACCUGGGCUGUGGUGCUGGUCUGGUCGGCAUCGCUGCCCUCAUCAAGGGCGCAGCCUGCGUCCACUUCCAGGACUACAACAGUGAGGUGCUGGAGCAGCUCACCAUCCCCAAUGUGGCCCUGAGCAAGGCUGAGCCAGGACAUUCGCUUCCUGGGACCAAUCAAGAUUCUGAUCUGGAAGAAAAUGAUGAGCCACCUGGGAAACGCAGCAGAGCUGAAGGCUCCCCCCUCUCCCGCUGCUGCUUCUUCUCAGGCCCUUGGUCCCUCUUUGGUCAAGUUCAUACAGACCGUGGUGCCUCCUUGAAGUACGAUGUCAUCUUGAGUUCCGAGACGCUCUACUGCCAAAAGAGCUAUGCAGCGCUGCACCACGCUCUGUCCAGUCUGCUGUCAGACCAAGGAACCAUCUACCUGGCCACCAAGGCUCAUUACUUUGGGGUUGGUGGGGGCAUCCACCUCUUCCAGAAGUUUGUAGAAGAGAAGCAGAUCUUUGACAUAAGGACUGUGAAAGUAAUUGAUGAUGGACUUCAGAGAUGUAUCGCAUUAAUGUCCUUCAGGAGGGGAAAGUCAUCUUGACCUUCACUGCAUUAUGAUAAUGGUUAGUUUGUGGAGCAUUGUCUUACUCUUGAAAUAGAAAAGGGACAUUUUGUGCCAAGUGAAACUGUUGUCUUAACAUUCUGUAUGUCAACAAUAUGUCUUUAAAUAAACCAACGUUUUAUAAUUUCCUUCAAAUGCAAUGCCUUCUCGGAGUAAAUGUAAUUACAAUACACCAUUAGCUGAUCAUGAGUCAAAUUGGAUGACUGUGAAUGGUUAUUUGCUCAUAUUUAAUGCAAGUAUCUAAACAAAAAGAAUAGCGUACUGACAACUAGUUAGAUUUGAACUCUGGACAUACCACUGCAAAGAUGACGGAAUCAUGCACUCUGAAACGUGUUUCUGUGGGGUCUACCUCAGAAAAAAAUUAGCUUAAUUUUUUUUGGAUUAAAAAAUAUCAAAACUUCAGGAGUUUGAAGUGUUUGAGUAACUAAAAUGUUUUUGGGUGAGUUUUCUCCUGGAUAAGAUCAUGUGCCUCAGGAUUUCGGAAAUGUUAGACCUUGAUGUCAGCUCGAACUGAACAAGUGGAAAAUAAACGUCAGGGUUGGACCUCA
Messenger RNA from Leucoraja erinaceus (little skate), 1850 nucleotides. RefSeq names its product histidine protein methyltransferase 1 homolog. Lineage: Eukaryota; Metazoa; Chordata; Chondrichthyes; Rajiformes; Rajidae. The transcript has a single exon. The record is from RefSeq and is a predicted model, not a curated record. Gene Ontology annotation, molecular function: protein-L-histidine N-tele-methyltransferase activity. The coding region runs from base 34 to 1281 and encodes 415 amino acids. Gene Ontology annotation, biological process: peptidyl-histidine methylation, to form tele-methylhistidine.